Messenger RNA from Funneliformis mosseae, 789 nucleotides. The record is from the annotation of a GenBank genome assembly. Lineage: Eukaryota; Fungi; Glomeromycota; Glomeromycetes; Glomerales; Glomeraceae.
AUGUCCGAUAUGGUACCAUUCUCAUUAUUACGAAAUCCCAUUUCAUUUGUCUCUUCAAAAUCUUUGCAAACUGAAUCGAGCGCUCAGUCGGAGGAGGAAGAUAGGAAAAAAUUAUCGGAAAAUAUAACAAAAUUUUAUCAAAGUGUAAUUUCACUUCCAACGAAAAAGGUACGAAAAGGUAAAAUAAAAACUCGAAAGAGACGACAAGGAAUAUUAAACAAGAAAAGUAUCACAAAUAAUAUAAGUUUGGAGGAUUGUUUUUCACAAUUAAAUCAAGAGAGUUCUUCCGAUAGCUUAGAAAGGUUACUAGAAUAUAAUGACGAGGACGAUGUAAUUAAACACGACAAGAACGACAAAAAAAAGAACGUUGAAGUUAGUGAUUCUACAACGGUAGAAAAUGAUGAUAAAAUAUGGUGUGGAGAUUGUGGGAUUUGGGUUGAAAAAAAUUUAUAUCAAAGUCAUAUUCACGGUACAGCGCACCUUGUUAUAUCAAAAAGCUUAAAUGAUCAAUCCAUACCUGAUCCAUUGGCAUUAAAUGAGACUAAUGUAGGAUUUAGAAUGUUACGUGAUCAGGGAUGGAGUUAUGAAAAAGGACUUGGCGUAAAUGAACAAGGUAGAAGACAUCCAAUACCAACAAGACUAAAAAAUGAUAAAUUAGGUAUUGGUGUAAAAAAAACCAAUCAGCCUCCGAAGAUAAGAUUAAAGAGACUGAAUGCAAAACAAACAGCUGAGCAAUAUGAAAAAGAUCGUAAAGAUAAGAUUAGAAUGCUUGCUUAUAUGAACAGAUGA